UUGUUUUAUUCCUAACUGUGCUUCCGGAGCAACGGAAACGAAAAAGAAUGUAACUCUUUUUUCGAUCAUACGUACGGUUGAAUUAAACCGUUGGUGGCACCGUACGGAGUGGCCUAAAGAAUAUUAUGGUCAGAGUUUACCGGAGACAAUUUUUGUCUGCGAACGGCACUUCCACGAACGAGAUAUCGAUCGAAGACAUAGAACACCACGUCUUUUACCGGGAACGCUACCAUCGCGAAAUAUCCAAUUGCUAUCUACAUCGAACGACAACGUAUCAAAGGCUUUGUGGUGCCAUACAGAGCUCGGAAAUGGACGACGGGAGCGCAUUGUUGGCAAUACUCGAUGAUAUAUUUGAAAGUAAACUUGCUCUGUGUGACUCGCAGUGCUUACCAGUUGGUGUUUGUUCAAGCUGCAAGGAAAGCGUAAAGUUUGUGGAAAAUUUUUGGAUGCGGUGCAAAGAGGCUCAGGAAACAUUGCGAUCUAUUUUUGACGAACAACAUAAUGUUACCGAUAACCAGCAGGUUGGAACACCGCAAACAAGCAGAGACAACGAAGCGCAGGAAUAUCUAGUCUCCGAAACAGACAUUCUUGUCGAAAAUCAGCAAGAGUUGGACGAUCAUGAAGAAACCGAUAUUCAUGAAAACAGUUGCAACGAUACAACUCAGGAAGAUCUCAACUCUGAAGCAGGAGACGAACUAUACGGUACUAAUUUGAGUACCAUAGAGAUGCUCGCUAACAUGCCGGAUGAAUCUAAGAAUUUGAGGCAACACAGAAAACGUAAUAACGAUGUAUUUAUAGAAAGCGUGACAAUUUUGGAGAGAGACCCGAAAAACUAUGGAACGCUGACGAAAAAAACUGUUCCUAGCUACAUCUGUCACGUCUGUGGUAAGACGUUCCGAUCACGAGGUAACCUGUCGAACCAUAAACAGAUUCACUCAAACGAGCUGCGCUUUUCUUGUGAUGCCUGUGGCAAGCAGUUCAAGAUGCGGCGUGACCUCACAAUGCACAUAGAGUCGAUACACGAGUGUAAAUUAUUCAAAUGCAAUUUAUGCGAUGUGCAAUUUCGCUGGCGAAAAGGCUUACAACGCCAUGUAAAGGUGGUACACACAAGGACGGCGUUCAAACAUGAUUGUCAGGUGUGCAAGAAAAAGUUCACGACACCCGGCAAGCUGCGGGAACACGUGAUGAAGCAUACCGGAGAUCGUUUGUGGUGUGAAAUCUGCGGCGCUGGCUACAGAUUCAAUUAUAUGCUAACUCAACACAAAAUACGGAAGCACAGUAUGACUUUUGCUGGAGUCAAGUUGUACGAAAAGAAGGUGUCAAACUAUACGAAAUCUGCCCAGCGGAAUCCGUUGCAAACUGGGACGAAGACAUGUAACAUAGGCGAAAUAAUAAUGGAAUCAGAGGAAGGAGAAGAGCAUCUGUUAGAAGCAGUGGAUUAUGAUGUAGAAAUAUUGGAUUCAUGCGAUAAAACUGUGUAA
This is a messenger RNA of Anopheles cruzii, 1481 nucleotides long. Its product is annotated as zinc finger imprinted 3-like. Gene Ontology annotation, biological process: regulation of transcription by RNA polymerase II. Gene Ontology annotation, cellular component: nucleus. The transcript has 3 exons. The record is from RefSeq and is a predicted model, not a curated record. NCBI's taxonomy places the organism in Eukaryota, Metazoa, Arthropoda, Insecta, Diptera, Culicidae. Gene Ontology annotation, molecular function: RNA polymerase II transcription regulatory region sequence-specific DNA binding; zinc ion binding; DNA-binding transcription factor activity, RNA polymerase II-specific. The coding region runs from base 126 to 1481 and encodes 451 amino acids.